Messenger RNA from Callorhinus ursinus (northern fur seal), 4472 nucleotides. RefSeq names its product progestin and adipoQ receptor family member 8 (gene PAQR8). Lineage: Eukaryota; Metazoa; Chordata; Mammalia; Carnivora; Otariidae. Gene Ontology annotation, cellular component: plasma membrane. The record is from RefSeq and is a predicted model, not a curated record. Gene Ontology annotation, biological process: response to steroid hormone. Gene Ontology annotation, molecular function: steroid binding; nuclear steroid receptor activity.
UGCUGCGCCCGCUGCAGUCACAGCCGCCUGCGGGAAGCGGGUAGCCGGGAACCCGUGCCGGAGUGCGGGCCGGGCUGGGCUGGGCUCGCUCGCGGGCUCAGCCGCCGCCCCUGCCAGUCGCCCCGCCGUCCGCCGCGCCGGCAGGCAUGACGACCGCCAUCUUGGAGCGCCUGAGCACGCUGUCGGUGAGCGGGCAGCAGCUGCGCCGCCUGCCCAAGCUCCUGGAGGACGGCCUUCCCAAGAUGCCCUGCACCGUCCCCGAGACCGACGUGCCCCAGCUCUUCCGGGAGCCCUACAUCCACACCGGCUACCGCCCCACGGGCCACGAGUGGCGCUACUACUUCUUCAGCCUCUUUCAGAAGCACAACGAGGUGGUCAACGUGUGGACCCACUUGCUGGCCGCCCUGGCCGUGCUCCUGCGAUUCUGGGCCUUCGCCGAGGCCGAGGCCUUGCCGUGGGCCUCCACGCGCUCGCUGCCCCUGCUCCUCUUCAUCCUGUCGUCGAUCACUUACCUCACGUGCAGCCUUCUGGCCCACCUGCUGCAGUCCAAGUCGGAGCUCUCGCACUACACCUUCUACUUUGUGGACUACGUGGGCGUGAGCGUCUACCAGUACGGCAGUGCCUUGGCGCACUUCUUCUACAGCUCCGACCAGGCCUGGUACGAGCUGUUCUGGCUCUUCUUCUUGCCGGCAGCUGCCUUCUGCGGCUGGUUGUCUUGCGCUGGCUGUUGCUAUGCCAAGUACCGCUACCGCAGGCCUUACCCGGUCAUGAGGAAGAUCUGUCAAGUGGUGCCGGCGGGGCUGGCCUUCGUCCUAGACAUCAGCCCCGUGGCACACCGCGUGGCCCUGUGCCACCUGGCUGGGUGCCAGGAGCAGGCGGCCUGGUACCACACCCUCCAGAUCCUCUUCUUCUUGGUCAGCGCCUACUUCUUCUCCUGCCCGGUUCCUGAGAAGUACUUCCCGGGUUCCUGUGACAUUGUGGGCCAUGGGCAUCAGAUCUUCCACGCCUUUCUGUCUGUCUGUACGCUCUCCCAGCUGGAGGCCAUCCUUCUGGACUACCAAGGGCGGCAGGAGAUCUUUCUGCAGCGCCAUGGCCCCCUGUCUGUCUACAUGGCCUGUCUUUCUUUCUUCUUCUUGGCGGCCUGCAGCGCUGCCACUGCAGCCCUUCUGAGACACAAAGUCAAGGCCAGACUGACAAAGAAAGAUUCCUGAGACUGGCAGGUGGGGUGAGGUGUGGAGGCAGGCUGUCGUGAUUUGGGGAAAACUCAGUACAACAAUGGGAGUUGACUUUUUGUUUUUAAGAGUUGCUUUUAAAUUAACACGUUUCCAAGGGUAUGCUAUGGAAUUGGAAAGCCAAAGGAUUCAAGAAUUUUGUUGUUAAUAGUUGUUGCUAAUAAAAGGAGUAUUACUUUUCCCUCUGUGUCAUAGCCUUACAAGAUACAGGAAAGGAAGGGACAUUGGCUAGGAUUCAAAGGACACUGAACUAAGGACGAUCUUUCUGCCUGAAAAUUUAGUGGAAUUCUGACUUUGGCCUGCAGGGGCAAGUCCUGGAGCUAAAGGGAUAACAAAGUUGGACUGGAAAGUAAGUACGUGGCUAGUCCACACCGUAUUGGAAUGACCAUCCUACUAUAUUGGUUUUUGGUAAUUGAGUAAACUGACCCAAGAACUUGAUUUCAUUUGGAUUUCAGAUGAUCCAGGGUGGAGAAGUCAGAAUCUUCAAGAUGAUUCAGUGAAACCCUUAGACAUAAUGAAUUACUCGGUUCAUCUGAGUUCUGGUCCCUUCUGUCUUGCCCACUCUGACACUGACCCUUUUCUCGGGAUGACGUCUGCCUGGCUGUUUUCUCUACUCCCAUCUGUACCUUGCAUGGUAAUAUAGAGGACUAUGAAGUCGUCAUAUUUCCAGGAAAUGCUUGGAUCUAUGUGGACAUUCAGGAAGCUUAUUUUCACAUACUACUACAUGGUACUAGAAAGUACAGUGCCAAGAGCCAUCAGGAGGCCCAGCCAACAAGUGUGGAUACUGUUUUGUGUCAUGAGACCCUUCUGUUUUAUACCUGUGGACUGCAGUACUUGAGAUCAAUCAGGGCUGCCUUACAGGCCAGAAAAUCUGGGGCUUGUGCUAGGGAGUUUUCUCCAGAUUCGGAGGAGCAUGUUUAAAAACAAACAAAACAAACAAACAAAAAAACCCUAAUAGAGUGAAUUGGUUCUGGUCCUUCUAGGGAUCUGAUUAUUUCAAGAGGAUCCCAAGGUCCAGCCUCUUAACUAGAUGCUGCCAUGUAAAGGACCCACAUAAUUACCCUAGUUCGGGCUCCUCAGGCAGGAGGUUAUGCCCCAACUUAGAGCUGAAUCCUUAAAAUAAUCAAGCCCCAGAACAGAUGAGCAUGUGUGAUCAUUGUGGGUUGGUCCCUGAAGGCUCCUUUGGGUAAGAAUGGUGAACCAGAUACCCUGUAGCUAGAAUUUUCUGUUGCCCAGUAGCUUGUGUGGGAUAAGUGGUACUUGUGAUUGAUGUGUUCUGGUCACACAGCCCUCUCUCAGGACCGAUUUUAUGUACUAAUCCAGUGAAGGGGGCUGUGUUGAUGGAGGAGCCAUGGAAGUCUUCUCAGAGGCUAUGUUUCCUAUCAGUAUAAGAUCCCUUUUACUACAAAGAGAAGUACUUUGUUUUCACUCCAAUUUGAUGAAUUUCUUCUAUUAAUAGGUUAUUUUAUCUUCAGGUCUUUGUUUUCUUCCUUUCUCUGAGCGAUUUGUGGAUUUUGUGCCUUAUAAAUGGAAACAUACGAACACUUAAUAGAUGGCCAUGUGGAAUUUUCAGUUUUGGGUUAUUGGGAUAAGAAAAAAAAGAAUGCAUUGCUUUUGAACCAGUGGGUGAAAGAAACUUCAGAAAACCAGAAUUACUUAUAAAUCAAAGGCACUGUCAACCAAAACAAACAAACAAACAAAGACGCUAUCAGUUUGCAUUUGGCAAAACAAAAUAAAACAAAAAAAACAGAGCCUCAACUGAAGCUUUCCUAUAAUCUUCAUGUCAAGAAAGCAUAUGUCUUGUCUGCUACAUGGAUUUCCUAGAUGGAUUUCUCUGUUAAUCCUUAAAUACCUGAACUUCUGUGCUACCCAAGUGUCUUACAUAAGCUUCUGGUGUCUAGGCCAAAAUCGUCACAAAUAAAGUUGGCAAAACUGAAGCCAGUUGAACUAAACAAGGGAAUGGGGGAGUUGUACAAACACAUUGCAAGAAGAGGGUCAGUUUAAAACGGGGACUAGAAAAUGUUUGAAAUGUUCAUUUUUAUGGAUUCAAAGACCGUAUUCUUCUAAAAGUUGGGAGGAAAGUGUAAGUCAGGCUUUUGAAUAUGGUGGUGGUCCUGCUGGACGGAGAUCUUCAGGCCAAAUGCAGGUAUUUUUUAGAAAAUAAGAAAUAGGGCAGCAACAGCGAUCUUUAAAUGUAGUCAACAGACCAUGGUCAGCUGACCCACUCUAAACGGUCUGUGACAAGUUCAGAUAGGUGAAACUCUUUAAGAUAUUGCCAUGAAAUUAUUACUCUAAUUUACACCAUGUAUUGGUCCCUCAAGUGAUAGGAAAUUUUUAAAAAAUAGUUUUUCACCAGAGAUAUUUGAGAGCACUGGGGACUAGGUAUCGAAUUAAAAUACUGGUGUCAUAAAAAACAAACAAACAAAAUAAUCAGUGUCUCAUUAGAAAUAUAUAAGCAUAGGAAAUGCAAAUGUUUUAAGUUACUCAGACUUUUGAGGGACUAAAUACUCCUUUUAGAACAUUUUCAUUAAAAUGAGUGUAUCAGCAAGGAACAGACCUAGUUUAUUUAAAAGAAAUAAGUAUUUGAUAAAGGAGAUGAUUGUUUUACUCCCCCAUAGCCUCCCCUACAGUUGACAUCUGGAAAUUCUGCCAGUUCUCUCUCUAUAUUAAAACGUAAAUGCCUCUGGAAAACCUAAACUAUCAGUCAUUUACAUCUUGUGAAUAAAAAUUCUGAUUGAGUUGUAUGAGGCCCUACUCAGGGUAAGGGGAUGGGGCAUCAGGACGCAGCCGACUGGGGACAUAUUUGCCUAUUUCCCUCUUGCCUAGUAAUUUCUGACUUAUAUUUACUAAUGAGCUAAUGUCAGUACUCCUCAGGUGUUAAAGUUUCAUUUCCCACCUCGGCUAAAAGCACUUCACUGAAUAACAAUAUUCUCAGUCCUCUAUUGGAAGCCUGAAAUAGUAGGAGCUGAGUUUGUGGAAUGAAGGUAGCUCAUUCCUGACUCCUAUCCACAAAUGGUACCUUAAUACUUAGCAGGUUCUUCAGAUGCUGCACUGUAGGUUCAAGUGGACCCUCCAGAUGGCGCUCACGUCUUACUCAGCGUGGCUAUUGUAGCCAAGUCUUUGGGCUAUUAAUUGUAUGGGUCCUAGUGUUUUGCUUGAUUGCUUGGCAAAGAAAAAAUGGAACUAUUUUAAUAUAAAUCUACUUACACGAAUGACCAUUAAACAGAUUUUGUAUAUAUG